UAUGUUCGAAUUGGAUUUAUAGAUUUAUUUAUUUAUUUUAGUGAAUUUGGAAGUCGAAAAUGGCCUCUAAAGGGGGCCCCAUGGUCUUGGGGACUGAUGGGACGGAUUUUUUACACAGGCAACGCGUUGCUGCACAAUAUCAGAUAAGUGCUCUGAAUAAAUCUAGAUUGAAAUAUUGUAUAUUUUUCCACUAUCUACUCUUCUUUGCGAUGCUUGCAAAGCUUUCCGCAGACAUCUUGGACAGACUGGAUAUUUUUAUAUUAGAAAUCGAGGAAUUAGAAAUUCCAACGCCUUUAUGGUGGGAAUACAUCUGGUGCCUAUCAGUCGUCCUAUCUUUUGUUGGUCUGACAGCAGCCAGAAGAAACCGAGUAGCCCUGAUGCAACGAUACAUGAUAGGAAUAGUCGUGCUGGGUUACUUGCCAUUGUUAUAUUGUUUUAUUUAUUAUUGUGGAGACGUUUUAGAGUAUUUAGCUGAAGGACAAGACGCUGAGGACAUUAUUUUGUGGCAGGGUUACCCUUACGGUUUGCUGUGGUACGGUUUUCUAUUACUAGCAACGCAAGUACAUUUCUUCUCGUUAUACUUUGCCUGGAAUUUGGUGACAGCUUGGAAGUCCAAGGGGGCACGAAAAGCUGAAUAAACGCUAAAUAAACGCUAAAUAGAAAUAUAAAUAUGUAUAUAGUUUACGCAAUUUGAAGACAGGUAUAUUAAUUAGAUAUAUACUCAUUGUUUAAUUUUAUUUCUGUUACGAGAAACUGCCAUCGAGUUGUAUUAUAAAAGAUUGUUUUAUUUUGUUUAUUG
Messenger RNA from Ctenocephalides felis (cat flea), 799 nucleotides. Its product is annotated as protein jagunal-like. The record is from RefSeq and is a predicted model, not a curated record. The transcript has 4 exons. Bases 60 to 638 code for a protein of 192 amino acids. Gene Ontology annotation, biological process: endoplasmic reticulum organization; vesicle-mediated transport. Gene Ontology annotation, cellular component: endoplasmic reticulum membrane. NCBI's taxonomy places the organism in Eukaryota, Metazoa, Arthropoda, Insecta, Siphonaptera, Pulicidae.